Molecule: messenger RNA, 1135 nt
Organism: Gadus chalcogrammus (walleye pollock)
Lineage: Eukaryota; Metazoa; Chordata; Actinopteri; Gadiformes; Gadidae
Product: extracellular calcium-sensing receptor-like
Exons: 1
Coding region: 1-1101 (366 amino acids)
Biological process (GO): G protein-coupled receptor signaling pathway
Cellular component (GO): membrane
Molecular function (GO): G protein-coupled receptor activity
Source: RefSeq, a predicted model, not a curated record
AUGGCCAGGAAGAAGGGCGAACCGGUCUGCUGCUUUGACUGCAUUCCUUGUUCAGAAGGAAUGGUUAGCAAUGAGACAGGUUUGUUUGCAAUACACAUUUGUAUGCAAUUCGCAUCUAUUUUGCAUAUAUUGACGAAUGCAACCACCAACCAUUUGAAUACAUUUAAUAAUUACUCUUGUUUGUUAGAUUCAAUGGAAUGUACCAGCUGUCUUGAGGAUUUUUGGUCCAACUCCAAACAUGAUCAUUGUGAACCAAAAAGCAUGGAAUUUCUUUCUUACACGGAACCCCUGGGAAUCUCCCUGACCACUGCCUCAUUAUUUGGAGCACUUUUAUGCACUAUUGUUUUGGGAAUCUUCACCUAUCAUCGUACAACGCCAGUGGUUAGGGCCAACAACUCAGAGCUUAGCUUCCUCAUUCUGCUGUCACUCAAAUUAUGCUUCUUGUGCUCAUUACUUUUCAUUGGUCACCCAAGGCUGUCGACCUGUCAGUUGAGGCAUGCAGCGUUUGGGAUCAGCUUUGUGCUUUGUGUCUCGUGUAUCCUGGUAAAGACCAUGGUAGUUCUGGCGGUUUUCAAGGCUUCCAAACCAGGUGGUGGUGGUAUUCUUAAGUGGUUUGGGGUAAUGCAACAGAGAGGGACUGUUUUAUUUCUUACUUUAAUACAAGCAGCAAUUUGCACAACCUGGCUUGUGUCUUCCUCACCAACUCCUCGUAAAAACACACAGUACCACAAUGACAAGAUAAUAGUUGAAUGUGAAGUGGGGUCGAAAAUUGGAUUUGGAUUAUUAUUAAGCUAUAUUGGCUUACUGGCUAUUCUCAGUUUCUUGCUUGCUUUCUUGGCACGGAAUCUACCAGAUAACUUCAACGAGGCCAAGUUUAUCACCUUCAGCAUGUUGGUCUUCUGUGCUGUUUGGAUAGCCUUCAUCCCAGCUUAUAUCAACUCCCCUGGUAAAUAUGCAGAUGCUGUAGAGGUAUUUGCCAUUCUAGCUUCCAGUUUUGGGCUGUUACUGGCACUAUUUGGACCAAAGUGUUACAUAAUUAUCCUUAAGCCUGAGAAAAACACAAAACAAGCUUUAAUGGGACGAGGCACACCAAGAUCAUGAAAAUGUGGUUACCUGGUUAUCUUUUUAAAGGAAU